AUGGGAAAACUCCUUCAAUUGCUUGCCCACCCAACCGAACUCAAGGCGGUGGUGCAGCUUCAGUUGUUUAGGGAAUCAUCCCACCCGCACGAUCUAUCCGAGUCUCCUCAGACAUUGAAACGUUCCUACCAGCUUUUGGACGCGACUUCCAGGUCCUUCGCUUCCGUGAUCAAGGAAUUGCACCCUGAGUUGCGUGAUUCCACCAUGAUCUUCUACUUGGUGCUAAGGGCUUUGGACACCAUAGAGGAUGACAUGACGAUCGACCCGCUGAUAAAGGUGCCGUUGUUGCGUAACUUUCACGAAAAGCUUAACACAAAGGACUACACUUUCACCGGCAGCGGGCCCGAUGAGAAGGACAGAGCCGUGUUGGUGGAGUUUGACACCAUUUUGGCCGAGUACCACCGCUUGAAGCCCGAGCACCAGGACAUUGUCAAGAAGAUCACACUCAAGAUGGGCAACGGCAUGGCAGACUACAUUGUGGACGAGAACUUUAAUACGAAUGGCGUGGCUACUGUUGCCGACUUCGACUUGUACUGCCAUUACGUGGCUGGCUUGGUCGGCGAGGGCUUGUCCGACUUGAUGGUUUUGGCAGGAUUUGCCGACAAGCAGGUGCAAGCCGAUGAAUACCGCUUGUCCGAGAGCAUGGGUUUGUUUUUACAGAAAACCAACAUCAUUCGUGACUACCACGAGGACUUGGAGGACGGCCGUUCCUUCUACCCUAAAGACAUUUGGUCCAAGUACACUGAGGCUUUGCCCAAUUUCCACAAGAACGAGACCGAGAGGGAGCUGGGCGUUCACUGCAUCAAUGAGUUGGUGUUGAACGCGUUGGGCCACGUUACCGACGUGUUGACCUACUUGUCAUUGAUCACGGAAUCCACCAGCUUCAACUUCUGCGCCAUUCCUCAGGUGAUGGCCAUUGCCACCUUGGCAGAGAUUUUCAACAACAAAGAGGUGUUGGAGCGUAAUGUGAAGAUCAGAAAGGGAACCACAUGCAAGCUCAUUCUUAAUUCCAGGACGCUCCCAGAUGUGGUGAACAUUUUCAAGCACUACGUGCGCGUUAUCAACAAAAAGCUGGACGUUAAGGACCCCAACUACUUGAAACUUGGCAUCAAGCUCGGCGAGAUUGAGCAGUUUUGCGAGGACAUGUACCCCAGCCCCAAGGCUGUGCCUGCUGGUGCUGAAAGAGCGCCCAAGCCCAUUGCAGAGAACAUUCUCAAACGUGGUGAUUUCGACAUGAAGAUCGCCAAGCAGGUGAGCUCAGAGACGGCAAUGUGUGACUUGCUGCUUGUGGCCGCCUUCAUUGCGCUCGUAUCUCUCGUGAGGUGGGUGCUCAACUGA
Molecule: messenger RNA, 1338 nt
Organism: Candidozyma duobushaemuli
Lineage: Eukaryota; Fungi; Ascomycota; Pichiomycetes; Serinales; Metschnikowiaceae
Gene: ERG9
Product: bifunctional farnesyl-diphosphate farnesyltransferase/squalene synthase
Exons: 1
Coding region: 1-1338 (445 amino acids)
Biological process (GO): ergosterol biosynthetic process; farnesyl diphosphate metabolic process
Cellular component (GO): endoplasmic reticulum membrane
Molecular function (GO): squalene synthase [NAD(P)H] activity
Source: RefSeq, a predicted model, not a curated record